Molecule: messenger RNA, 978 nt
Organism: Colletotrichum truncatum
Lineage: Eukaryota; Fungi; Ascomycota; Sordariomycetes; Glomerellales; Glomerellaceae
Product: methyltransferase domain-containing protein
Molecular function (GO): S-adenosylmethionine-dependent methyltransferase activity
Source: RefSeq, a predicted model, not a curated record
AUGACUGAAUCUGACUCCGCAGCCGUCCGGCCUUCAGUGCCCACCGAAAAGACAUUCCUUGCCUAUUCCCCAGAGCAGGGUGUUCAUUACGCCAAAGCUCGCCGAGGCUACCACCAGAGCCUGUAUAAAACCAUUCUUGACCACCAUACAUCCACAGGUGGCAAAGUGGAUAUUCUCCUCGAUGUGGGCUGUGGUCCGGGAACGGUUGCACGAGAAAUUGGCGGGCAGUUCGCACAGGUCAUCGGCCUAGACCCCGCCGAGGGAAUGAUUGCUGCCGCCCGGUCCCUUGGUGGAGCAUCCUCAACCUCAGAGCCGAUCCGCUUCAACGUCUCCACCGCCGAAGAACUCGGCUCGAAUCUAUCCCCACCUGUCGCGGACGGCAGCGUUGACCUUAUCACAGCUGCCACCGCCGCGCACUGGUUUAACAUGCCCGGCUUCUGGGCCGCAGCAGGCCGCGUUCUGAAGCCCGGCGGUACUGUCGCUAUCUGGACCACCAGCGCUAUGCAUAUUCACCCCUCGGUGCCGAACCACGAACGCUUGCAGACCCUUGUUCAGACGUUCCGUAGCGAGUACAUGGAGCCUUACACGACACCUGGAAACUUGCUGACUGAGAACCUCUAUGAGACUCUACCCUUACCGUGGAAUCUCCGGGAACCAGUUCUUGAAUUUGACGAGAGCACCUUCUUUCGCAAGGAGUGGAACAAGGAUGGCCUGGUCGCUGACCACGAAGAGUUCUUUCUGGGCCAGCAGACUUGGGAUAUGGAUACAGUGGAAAAGAUCAUGGCCACUAUGAGCACGGUGACGCGUUGGCGUGAGGCACAUCCGGAUGCAGCUGGGACGGAACGAGAUGUGGUCAAGAUUCUGCGGAGAGAGAUCGAGACCCUGCUUCAUGAGGCUGGUGUGGAGAAAGGUAAAGAAAUGGUCACAUCGGGUGUAUCUGGGGUUCUUCUAAUGGCGAAGAAGAAGAAGGAGGCGUAA